Exophiala aquamarina CBS 119918 is the source of this 1443-nucleotide messenger RNA. Its product is annotated as sterol carrier protein 2. The transcript has a single exon. Bases 1 to 1443 code for a protein of 480 amino acids. Gene Ontology annotation, molecular function: acyltransferase activity, transferring groups other than amino-acyl groups. NCBI's taxonomy places the organism in Eukaryota, Fungi, Ascomycota, Eurotiomycetes, Chaetothyriales, Herpotrichiellaceae. The record is from RefSeq and is a predicted model, not a curated record.
AUGCUACCAGAAAACCCUAAGCCACGACCAGCCUACGUGCUUGGGGUAGGCAUGACGAAAUUUAUCAAACCCAGAGGAAAAGUGGACUAUCCAGAGCUGGGCUACGAAGCAGGCAUCAAAGCUCUCCUAGAUGCUCAGAUUACUUACGCCGACGUUAAUGCAGGUGUCGCCUGCUACGUGUACGGCGACUCUACCAGCGGCCAACGAGUGUUUUACCAACUUGGCAUGACGGGUAUUCCUAUAUGGAAUGUGAACAAUAACUGCUCUACUGGGUCUUCUGGCAUUGUGUUGGCGAGAGGGAUGGUCGGAGCCGACUGGUUUGCUGGCGGUAAGAUGGAUUGUGUCAUGGUCAUUGGAUUUGAGAAGAUGUUUCCUGGCUCACUCAAGACCUUCUGGGAUGACCGAACUAGCCCGUCAGCAUUGUCUUCUGCGAUGAUGGAAAAAGAAAAGGGGAAGCGCACGGGCCCACCAGCCGCGCUCAAGUUCGGUGAUGCUGGGAGGGAAUACGCUGACAAGUUCGUUGAGCAUCCCUGGCAUACGACGGUGCCUGUAGCUGACACGGUUUUUAGAUAUGGGGCACUUCCCUCGGACUUUGCAGAGAUUGCUAGGAUUAAUCACGAGCACUCGUCACGUAAUCCUUACUCUCAGUUCAACGAUGUGUACACCCUUGAACAAAUUCAAUCGUCUCCUGUCAUCCAUGAUCUUCUGACCAAGCUUCAAUGUUGCCCAACAUCCGAUGGAGCAGCAGCGGCUAUCAUUGUUUCUCAGUCCUUUCUUGAUGCGCGUCCUCACUUGAGAGAUCAAGCUAUCUUGAUUGCAGGCCAAGGAAUGACAACCGAUACGACCAGUUUAUUCUCCGGCAGUGCGAUGGAUCGGGUUGGAUACCAGAUGUCAAAACUUGCCGCAGAAAAUGCCUUUAAGGAAGCUGGUAUCAGGCCAGCUGAUUGUAAGGUCUGCGAACUGCAUGACUGCUUUUCAGCCAACGAAAUGAUUACCAUUGAUAGCCUGGGUCUAUGCAAACCUGGAAAAGCCCAUGAGAUGGUGAGGAGUGGCGACAUCACCUAUGGAGGAAAGAUGGUCAUCAACCCUUCUGGAGGCUUGAUUUCGAAAGGCCAUCCACUUGGCGCUACAGGCUUAGCACAAUGCGCCGAAUUGACGUGGCAACUGCGGGGCUGGGCAAACAAUAGAUUUGUGAAGUCGGAGUUCGCCCUACAGCAUAAUCUUGGACUCGGUGGCGCCGCUGUGGUCACAAUCUACAAGCGAGCAGAUGGCAAACCGAACGAGGCUGUAAGCGAUGAGGUGAUCGGUCGAAAGAAUUCUCUGGGAUACAAUCCUGCGGUGGUUGCAAAGGUCUUCACGAGAGAAGAGGCCGAUCGAGUGAGAUCUUUUACCAGUAACCACGCGCUUGGAGAUACCGAGAAAACUUUAAGAGCCAGAAUGUGA